Penicillium odoratum is the source of this 1056-nucleotide messenger RNA. Its product is annotated as zinc-binding alcohol dehydrogenase family protein. The record is from RefSeq and is a predicted model, not a curated record. Gene Ontology annotation, molecular function: oxidoreductase activity, acting on NAD(P)H. The coding region runs from base 1 to 1056 and encodes 351 amino acids. The transcript has a single exon. NCBI's taxonomy places the organism in Eukaryota, Fungi, Ascomycota, Eurotiomycetes, Eurotiales, Aspergillaceae.
AUGACGACUCGCGUCAUUUGGAUUGACCAAGAUGGCAAAUUGUCCAUUCGCAAGACCGACGAAUCUUAUGAGCCUCUACCAGGCGAAGUUCUCGUUGAGGUACAAUAUUCCGGAAUCAACCCAGCCGACGUGAAGCAUGCGACAGUUGGGUUCAAUAAUUCUGUUUCUGGGUACGACUUUUCGGGAACAGUGAUCAAAGCAGGUCAUGAUAGAGAAGGCCAGUUCAAGCAAGGCGACCGUGUACUUGGCUUUGCUGCUCCUGCUCUGAACAAACCAAAGCAGUACGGCACGCAUCAGGACUUUCAUUGCGCCAGACAUUUCAUUUACCACGUUCCGCCAACUAUGCCUAUGCCGGAUGCUGCCACCUUGAUGGUCGUGACGCAUACUGCUGCUGAUGCUCUCUUCAAUCAGCUCCAGAUUCCCUUCGAGGUCGGAUGUGGAAGCUCCCAGCCUCUACUGAUAUGGGGUGCUUCCAGUGCUGUGGGAAGCGCCGCAGUCCAAUUUGCGAAAAAGGCAAAUUGUCAUCCGAUUCUGGUGACUGCAUCACCUAGAAACCAUGCGAAGCUGCUGUCGCUUGGCGCGACGGAAUGCUUCGAUUACAAUGAUCGAGAUGUCGUGCAAAAUAUUCGACGUGCCCUCUCAAAGCACACUACCAAGCCGCUAAAGCGUGUGUUUGAUUCGGUGGUGGGACAGGGUCCGCCGUCAACAACCGUCCUCUGUGAGGCUUGCGUGGAUGAUGCAAGCGACGCUCUUUUCACUUCUCCUCUUCCCGCUACGAAGGAUGCGAAGAAUCAUUGGAGCCGCACCUUUGCUUGCAGAAACGCCGAUGUGGACUUCGUGCUUCCUAAUGGAAUUGUGCUCAGACACGAACCAGAUCAAGAAAUGCAAGACAAGAUUGACCAGGCUACCAAAUGGGCCAUUGAAAAUUACGGGAGUGGCUACAUCAUGCCAAAUGUUGUAGUAGUCAAGGGAGGAGAGGAGGGUAUUCGCGCCAUGCUCGAUGUGGCUGACGGCAAGGCCAGCAUGCAAAAGUUUGCCAUUCAACAUCCUAUUUGA